Messenger RNA from Siniperca chuatsi (mandarin fish), 3627 nucleotides. Its product is annotated as phosphatidylinositol transfer protein beta isoform. Gene Ontology annotation, cellular component: cytoplasm. Gene Ontology annotation, molecular function: phosphatidylinositol transfer activity; phosphatidylinositol binding; phosphatidylcholine intramembrane carrier activity. NCBI's taxonomy places the organism in Eukaryota, Metazoa, Chordata, Actinopteri, Centrarchiformes, Sinipercidae. The record is from RefSeq and is a predicted model, not a curated record. The coding region runs from base 126 to 941 and encodes 271 amino acids. Gene Ontology annotation, biological process: phospholipid transport. The transcript has 11 exons.
AUUCCUCUUUCUGCAAAUCGCCGCUCAAUAGGGAGGGACCGGGCGCCGCGCUCAGCAGCUCAUGACGUCAGCAGCAAUCAGCGGUCGCUGGGCAGUAACUGUAGUUUCGAAAGGAACAAGCUACGAUGGUCGUCAUCAAGGAGUACCGUGUGGUUUUACCCUGUAGUGUUGAGGAGUAUCAAGUUGGACAGCUGUUCUCAGUGGCUGAAGCAAGUAAAAAUGAGACUGGUGGUGGUGAGGGCAUUGAGGUACUCAAGAAUGAGCCCUAUGAAAAAGAUGGUGAGAAAGGACAGUAUACACACAAAAUCUACCACCUAAAGAGUAAAGUCCCAGGAUUUGUCAAGCUGUUAGCCCCUGAGGGCUCCUUGGUAUUCCAUGAAAAAGCCUGGAAUGCCUACCCCUACUGCAAAACUAUUGUGACGAAUGAGUAUAUGAAAGACAAUUUCUUCAUUAAGAUUGAGACUUGGCACAAACCAGACCUUGGAACACAAGAAAAUGUGCACCAACUAGACAGUUCCACGUGGCAGGAUGUAACUGUUGUGCCCAUUGACAUCGCAGACAGAAGUCAAGUGUCUACUGCUGACUACAAGCCAGAUGAGGAUCCUGCCAAGUUCAAGUCAGUUAAGACCGGCAGAGGACCCCUUGGGCCCACCUGGAAGAAAGAGCUGGUUAAUAAGACUGACUGCCCAAGGAUGUGUGCCUACAAACUGGUCACAGUCAAGUUCAAGUGGUGGGGCCUGCAGACCAAAGUGGAGAACUUCAUCCAUGAGCAAGAGAAGAGGAUCUUCACUAACUUCCACCGCCAGCUCUUCUGUUGGAUUGAUAAGUGGGUGGAGCUGACUAUGGAUGAUAUCCGGCAGAUGGAGGCAGAGACACAGAGGGAGCUGGACGAGCUUCGCAAACAGGGUGAAAUACGAGGAACCAGUGCUGCAGACGAAUGAAAAGGCAAAGGACUUUAAACACCCACAAUGACGGCAGCGAUGGAGACUGCUAAGAGGGCUCCUUUGGUGCCACUUUUUACCUGAACUGAUUCAGGCUGUGGAGGAGGGGGCUCUGCUACCUACAAUCAAUAGAGCAGAUCCAUGACUUGCACCCAAUCAUAGACAUUCUAUACACUGAGGAUUUGAUUUCUAGAAACCGACACGAUCCUAGCUGAUAAGACUCUGGUUAAUUUUGAUCUCCUUGGCAGAGGAAGGUCAGCUAUCAGCAUCAUGUUAUUGACAAGACUUAGCCUUCUGGAGAGAGAUGAAGAGGAGCUACUUGCAGUAGAGAUACAUUUUUACAAAAGCAAAUUCAUUGGCUUGAUUCCUCAGUGGCAGGUGUUGGACCAAAUGUUUCCUCUGUAUUAGUUUGAUUUUCCUUUGUUGUUAAAGUUGUCUCCAAAACAUUCCUUUCAAGAUGAUGCCCUGUCUGACCCCUUUUCGUCUCCUCCUUGGUUUUAACUGUACACACUGGCUCAGUGGUUUGCAUUCCCCGGCAUGAGUCUGUCUGUUUGUCAUACUCAUGUUCCUUCCUGCCACAGCCUCCAUUAAGAGAUUACUAACACCCUUGGCGCCUUGGCCCAUUGUAAUCUUUCCCCCAUCACCCCACCUCACCCAAAGCACUGCAUCUUAUUAACACUCACUGACAAUCAUGCCCGUACAGGUAUUCAUUCUCACUCUCAUACGGAUUUAAUAAAAACCCACACACACCUGCAUUUCACACAUAUACAUCGCGCACAUGAGGAUAAACAUGUGAAUUCAUUCUCAAACAUAAACACACUCACAGGUGUGGAUGCCUUUGCGGUGACUGAUUUCUUAAAAGCUCAAGUUGGGCAGAUCCAUGCACGCUUGUUCAGCUAAAGGAUGUUACUUUUGAAGCGUUUACAGUUCUCACUCCCUAUGCCCCCUCACACACUCCCUAUUCUGAAGAUGUUCACACAUGACAUACAACACAGCAUUCACCUCCCUAACAGAUGUCCCCAGAGAAAAACUGCACUGAAAAACAGCCACAGAUGGUGCUACACCCCUCCAGCCUCUGUCACAAGCCAAACUGCACUGCACUGCUCGCCCCACCUCACCCAGCCCACCCCUGAGGCCUGUCUCACUCAUCUGGUUCUCCGAGGUAGACCCUUUCCAAAAGGCCUCUUCUUCUGCUUCAUUUUAGGUGUGUUUACAGCUCCAUAACACCAGUGCCCAGUGGACACCAGCACCACACACUAUUUGCCUUAAUCUCCCGACCAUUAUACCUAUUGUACCUCUGCUGCCAGCUAUUGCUCUAGCUACCUCCUUUGUUUCUGACUGGCAAUUUUCCUAAUGCCUAAAGCUAAGCACUAGCUAUUAGCUGCUACUUGUUAGGAGUAAAUCAUGGCAGACAGAGCUUUAUGAGCAAAGUUGUUUGUGAUGACUCUUUAUUUUCUUCAGGGAAUUGUCUGUGAUUCUCUUUGUUUCCUGAUAUGUGUCACAGCACCUGAGCAAGUGCAAUUCCUUCAGCAAGCAAAAAUGUGUAAGUUGCAGCCAGAACAGCCUGUACACUGUUGUUGCUGCAAACGGCUGCAGAUUUACAUCUUUUCCUCAGAUCAGCUGUUUGAUGGAUAUGCCAUAUUAAUGACUCUUGACUUUUCAGCUCCAUAGUGCACUUUCUCCCAUUAGGUUUCAGAAUCAUGUGGCACUGUCCUGCAGUGUUGAUCAUCACUAGUGUUACAUACAUAUAUAGUACAAGUGGUUUCCUCAUUUGAUCCUUCUGUGAGUUUGUGUUUUCUGUGGUGUGUCAGUCUUAAAUUGUGCAACAGGAUUUGGAGGUUUGUUUUUAGAGAUUUUUCUAAAAACACAACUAAAGACACAACUGUAAUGAAAUACUAUGGGUUCAAAGAUCCUAAUGUUUUUAUUUUCUGUAUGAGGGAAUGUGAUCACUUCCUCAAUGGGUUAUUGGCUUGUCCAAAGAGUCUGAAUGGAUUUCUGAUAUGUUUACAUGAAUUCAGCAAUGGUAGGCUGGUAAUAUAGGAAAAUUGGGAAGCAAUUGUCUGAGGCAUAAUUUUUCAUAACAACAAAAUCUUCUCAGGUGAACAAUACAACACGAGGAUCUUUUUGAGAUUGUUGCCCAUCACUUGCCCUAAACAACUGACUUCCUUUCAUGAUACCAUAUCCUUUUCUGUGGGACAUUUGUUGUUGUAAUAUACUGUAGCCUUUUCUGUUCUAUCACAGUAUAUGAGACAGCCAGUUGGUCUUUGUUACUGUACUGGAAUUGUAUGCAUGUCUCUGAGUGAAAAAGUGUGAAACAAUUGGUCUUCAGUAUAAUCAAUGUUUCCAAGUCUAUUUUAAUGAUUCCUGCUGUCUGUUUGAUAGAGAACCAUGUGACUAAAGAGAACAACCUAAAUCAAUGGUUUACCAUCUGUCAAGACAGUGAUAUGGGGGAGAGGAAGUAUUCACAAAGCAACUGUACAGUCUUAUCCUAAUUUAUGAAAUCUACAACUGUUUAAAUUCUGAACUGCUACUUGCUUUUAAAUGUUUUUGAUCAGCUUUUGAAAUUCAGGGGACAUGGUAGUGAAUGUAUGACAUUUUGUGCCUUUUCAUUCUGUAGAUCUUUUUGUGUGUCAUUAAGUCUACAUAUUGUAUCUAAAUAUCAAAUAAAUUUUGUCUGGAAAAUAAA